AUGUAUCUUAGGAUAAGACCAGCAUCGGUACUUCAAAAGAAUUACAUCGUACUCGACACGAGAACUCUUUUAACAACAUUUCAGCCGUUUGAGGAUAAAUUCACUCGAAAUUCGAGAUGUGCGAAAUCGAGCGAGGCCGAAGGCAGACGGCAUGUCUUUACGAAGAUUUUUGGAUCAGAAACUUCGCAAGUGGAAAUGUUCGAGGGAUCCAUAAAACAUCGAGUCGUGGAGUUUCUCAGUGGUAAAAGUUCAACCAUCAUGACUUACGGCAUGAGGGAUUCCGGGAAGACUUACACGCUGUUCGGCACGUCCUCAUCGCCCGGUAUAAUAACGCGUAGUAUCGAGCUUGUAUUUUCGACGAUAAACUGCACUAUAACGCCAUGGUACAAACCGACGUUUCAAGAUACUGUGCUCUGCUUGAAUGAGAUCGCGCGAGUUUCGGAGAUGCAACGAAAAACGCGAGUAUUAAAUGGACGAACAAUGAAUAUAAAUCAGAUAUCUGCGGAUGCCAAAAAAUUUUUGGAGAGCUCACAGCCAGGUAAUCCUGGCUGUAAAUCCAAAGAGUGUGAUAGCGAGUCAAUGUACGCCGUCUGGCUGUCCUUCGCGGAGAUUUACAAUGGAAAUGUUUACGAUCUGUUGGACGACGCGGAAACACGUUCUCCGUUGAAAUUGUAUAUAAACACUGAAGGGCAAGCUGUUUGCGGUUUGCAAAAAGUGUAUGCCUUAACUGCGCUGGAAGCCUGUCAGAUUCUCGUGGCAGGCCAAUCGAGAAUGAGCGUUGUCACGACAGGAUCGGAGAAGUCUCGAUCACAUACUAUUUUCAUGAUGAAAUUACUGAAGUAUCAGAAGGAUUAUGCAGCGGAAGAAGUGAUACUCAGUACUUUGACUUUUUGCGACUUGGCUGGUUCUACACAGUUCAAAAAAUCGCAUAUGCGCGAAGGAAGUAGCAUCAACAACAGCCUGCUAGUGCUUAGUAGAUGCCUCCAGGCUGUGAGUCAGAAUCGAAUGGCACCAUUCCGCCAGUCAAAUUUAACGAGAAUAUGUCAACGAGCCCUAUCAGGUGAGGAAAAUCUGAUUUUUAUAGUGAAUGUCAUUUUUCAGUCAAAUCUGUUUGAUGAAAUACAGAGCAUUUUUAAUUUCUGUGAUAUAGUUAGAAAGCUAACAAAUUAUCAUAAGGAAUAUAAACAAAUUUGCGAAUUUGAAGAAACUAUCCGUAAUCUCGAAACAUUUGAUAAACUUGAAACUAUGACAUCAUCAUCUAAUUAUCAAAGCCCAUGUGAGAUUACAGAAACGAUUGGCUCUACCGAUUCGUUAGAAUGUAGAAAUAUACGAGAGCAGAAUAGAAGACUGAAGCAAGAAUUGGAAACUGUUAAAAGUGAUAUGUUAAAUUGCGAAUACACAAUUCGACAACAACUAGCCGAUCAUAAUUUACGCAUGAUUAAAGAGUUGGAAGGGACCUACAAAAAGAAUACUAAGAAGAUCGAAACUGAGGGAGAGGAUCUAUUAAAAUGGUCUAUCAAACAGGUUGAAAGCUUUUACAAGGAACGCAUCGAUAAUCUGAUGCAGCAUAAGAAGAGAAAGCGAGGAAACAGCGGGGAUUACGUCGAGGAUAGUCAUACACUUUACGAAGAACUCAAAGCUGAGAAUGCACAGGUCACUUCUAAGAUGAUGAUUCUGAAAGAAGCGGUAAAGAAAUUGAAGCAAGAGAAUAAAACGAUCCUCUGCGAAAAGAAUAAAUACAGCUUUGAAUUAGCUUUGGUAACGGAAGAAUUGAAAAAGUUUCGACAGCUCACGCGAGCCAGGAUUCGUAAGUGGGGUGGCAACACUGAAAACAUCGAGGAUGAUGCUGAUUGUCUCAUGAACAAUCUGGAACGGUUAAUGGAUGAAAAAAUAAAAAGAACCGAGGAGAAACUCGAAGAGAUGAGCGAAUAUAUUCGUGUAAUAGAAAAUAAAGACGCUGAAACUGCUUCUGGAGCGAAACAGAAAUUAUCAAAAUCAGAAUAUCUUUUGAAUGAUACUUUGAACAAAGUGAAAGAAUUAGAGGAGGAACUUUUGCAAGAAGCUUGCAUCGUCAAACUGCAGCAUCAUACACAGUUGCAAGAAAGACAGCUUGUUGAAGUUCGACAGUUCUCGAAUGAUACAAAAAAUGAAAUGAAAAAUCCCUCACGAAUGUGCAUGAACUCAACCACAAUUGAACAACAUGAGUUUAACGACUGGAUCACUAUUCCUACAUUGUUUGCGAAUCAUGUCAAAUCAAUGAAAAAGAAACUCUCAAACGUGUCAAGCGUUGAUCACAAAAGUCUCUUCGAAAGUAGUGGCAGUAUGGAUUGCAGCGGUUCUAGAUCGAGUGACAGAAGUAGCAAAGACUCGGGUGUAAGUAGCGAAUUACGAAGAUCUACCAGCGUAAGUGAUCACACAAGUAUCCGCGAAAAUGAGGAUAAGUGCACACAAACUUAUAUCAUCGAUGAGGACAGUCAGAAUUUAGUGAAAGAAAACAUUGAACAGCUCGAAAAUAGUACAGAUUUGAAUAAAUGGAAUUAUCAAGAGACGGUACAUGUUGCUGAAUUGUCUGAGGAUCUGGAAACUAUUCGGGAUAUGAUUUAUGCAUUAAAUGAAGAGACUUAUACGAACGAUUAUCAAAUGCUGCACAAAGAAGAAACAUUGGAACGAUUGAUUGAAGAGAAGAAUGAAAUUGGAAUCAAAGACGAUGGUGUAUCCAAGGUGACAGAAAAUAAAAUACAAGAAUACAAACGUGAGAUUUGUGAGCUAAGCCGCAAACUAAUAAAAGUGUUUAGUAGAUGCGCAAAUGAACAUUUACCAAAGAUCGAAAAUUUGGAAGAAGAAUUGUUACAAAAGACUCUACAGAUAAGCGAGUUCGAUAGAAGGAUUGCUGAAAUGCAACAUGAGUUUGCGAAAGAUUACGAAUUGUUCCAGAAGAUAUAUGAUUUUGAGAUUAUUGUGAACAGAUGUCAAAAAGACAAGAACGAGCUUUACACGCAGUUAUAUGAAUGUUCUGAGACUCAAUUGACUCUCGAGGAUAAACUGAAGAAAUUAACAAUGAAGAUAACAGAAAGAGAGAGCGAAAUUAUCCCGUUGAAAAGUGAAGUACGUAAUAUAGCAGAUCUGAACGUUGUAAACAAUGAGAAAGCGAGAAAUCUGAGUGAGCAAAUUAUCGAAGCAGACGAAAGUAUCGGUUUGGUUAAGGAAGAUCUGCAUUGUUGCAAAGAUUUGCGUAAAAAUGUGGAAAAUACCAUGAAAGCGGAAAUUCAUAAUUUGAAAUCUCGAUUAAAUCAAGAAAAUAAUAUAAUACUCUUGAACGAAAUUUACAAGACUUAUAGCGAUAGCCAGGAUGAAAUAACUCAGAAGAAUAAAUAUUUUGAAACUGCGAACAGUUCAAAUAACUUGGAGAGCUCUUUAACUGAGAAUCAAAAACAGUCAGAAGAAAUCUUAAAAGACCAUGAAACCAAAAAUAAUUCCGCAAGCAGUUCCAGUUUCGUGCCUAAUCACGCUAGUUCGGAGACAUUAAUUGUUUCGUCAGCUUCAAGUGAAAAAUCCACAACUUUUUUCGAUGAGACUGAUGGCUUUGAUUACAUUAGCAUUAAAUUGAAUAACAAAUCUUGUCAGACAGACAGCAGUGUAAAGUCAAACGUAUAUUCAUCUGUAUGCGAAACUGAUAGUUCUGAAAUGGAAGAUAAUUUUAACAUGAGAUUACCAAAGACAAAAAGAAAAGUCCAAAUUGGAUGA
Messenger RNA from Atta colombica, 3744 nucleotides. RefSeq names its product kinesin-like protein KIF20A. Gene Ontology annotation, biological process: microtubule-based movement. NCBI's taxonomy places the organism in Eukaryota, Metazoa, Arthropoda, Insecta, Hymenoptera, Formicidae. Bases 1 to 3744 code for a protein of 1247 amino acids. Gene Ontology annotation, cellular component: microtubule; nucleus; kinesin complex. The transcript is spliced from 5 exons. Gene Ontology annotation, molecular function: microtubule motor activity; ATP hydrolysis activity; microtubule binding. The record is from RefSeq and is a predicted model, not a curated record.